AUGCCUCCCGUCCGCACGGCACGCGCCUCUCGCAAGGCUCCGCCCGAAGGCUUCGACGAUAUCGAGGACACGCUCCUAGAGUUCCAGACUAAGAUGAAAGACGCCGAGAACGCUUCACAUGAGGGCAAGAAGAAGUACGAGAUGACGUGGCCCAUCUUCCAAAUCACGCACCAGCGCUCCCGCUACAUCUACGACCUUUACUACACUAAAGAGGCCAUCAGCAAGCAGCUCUACGACUACCUGCUCAAGAAUGGAUACGCGGAUCCCAUGCUGAUUGCCAAGUGGAAGAAACAGGGUUACGAGAAGCUAUGCUGCACGCGCUGCAUCCAGACAAAAGAAACCAACUUCCGGUCUACCUGCAUAUGCCGCGUCCCGAGAGAUCAGCUUAAAGAGAACCAGGAGAUUGAAUGUGUCAACUGUGGCUGUCGAGGAUGUGCUUCGAGUGAUUGA
Bipolaris zeicola 26-R-13 is the source of this 450-nucleotide messenger RNA. RefSeq lists its product as uncharacterized. Gene Ontology annotation, biological process: mRNA splicing, via spliceosome. The coding region runs from base 1 to 450 and encodes 149 amino acids. Gene Ontology annotation, cellular component: nucleus; spliceosomal complex. The transcript is spliced from 2 exons. Lineage: Eukaryota; Fungi; Ascomycota; Dothideomycetes; Pleosporales; Pleosporaceae. The record is from RefSeq and is a predicted model, not a curated record.